Messenger RNA from Hibiscus syriacus, 2109 nucleotides. Its product is annotated as cationic amino acid transporter 4, vacuolar-like. The transcript has 14 exons. NCBI's taxonomy places the organism in Eukaryota, Viridiplantae, Streptophyta, Magnoliopsida, Malvales, Malvaceae. Gene Ontology annotation, molecular function: amino acid transmembrane transporter activity. Gene Ontology annotation, cellular component: membrane. Bases 85 to 2016 code for a protein of 643 amino acids. Gene Ontology annotation, biological process: transmembrane transport; amino acid transport. The record is from RefSeq and is a predicted model, not a curated record.
ACUUCUUUUCUUCUUCAUUUCUUUGCCAAUAACAACACUGAUCAACGAAACAGUAAAUAAACAAACAAAAGAUUGAUUCUCAGUAUGCAAAACAAGGGUGAAGUACUCUUUUCAAACUGUUCAAAGGCUUUCAAAAGCUUAGUUAGAAGAAAACAAGUUGAUUCAGUCCAUGUCAGGAGAGAAGGUCACCAAUUAGCCAGGAAACUUACUGCUCUUGACCUCACUGCCAUUGGAGUUGGGACAACCAUUGGCGCCGGCGUAUAUGUUCUUGUCGGAACGGUUGCUAGAGAGCACACGGGACCUGCUCUUACUGUUUCAUUUCUCAUUGCCGGUCUAGCUGCUGCGUUAUCGGCUUUCUGUUAUGCAGAGCUCGCUAGUCGUUGCCCAUCUGCCGGGAGUGCAUAUCAUUAUGCAUAUAUAUGCAUAGGGGAAAGUGUUGCUUGGUUGAUCGGUUGGUCUUUGAUUCUGGAAUACACAAUUGGCGGUUCAGCUAUUGCUCGUGGCAUAUCCCCUAAUCUAGCCUUAUUUUUUGGGGGUGAAGAUAAGCUACCUGCCUUUUUGGUUCGUCACGCUAUCCCUCAGCUUGGCGUCGUGGUGGAUCCAUGUGCAGCAGUUUUAGUUCUUAUGGUUACCGCUCUUCUGUGUGCUGGAAUCAAAGAGAGUUCACUGGUACAAACCAUUGUUACAACGCUGAACGUGUGCGCCAUGCUUUUCAUUAUAAUAGCUGGUGGCUAUUUGGCUUGCAAGACUGGGUGGGCCGGUUAUGAACUUCGUGACGGGUUUUUCCCCUUCAGUGUAAAUGGGAUGCUUGCAGGAUCUGCUAUUGUGUUUUUUUCAUACAUAGGUUUCGAUGCAGUUACCGGUGCAGCUGAAGAGGCGAAAAGACCUUUACGAGAUUUACCCGUGGGCAUAGGGAUGACAUUGACACUAUGUUGUAUUUUGUACAUGCUCGUAUCAGUUGUUAUUGUCGGCUUAGUUCCAUACUUUUCAUUGAAUCCAGACACUCCUAUCUCCUCAGCUUUUUCUGCCAACGGAAUGCAGUGGGCAGCGUACAUAGUCACGGCUGGGGCAGUUACCGCUCUCUGUGCAAGUUUGAUGGGUUCACUUCUUCCUCAGCCACGGCUCUUGAUGGCGAUGGCCAGGGAUGGAUUAGUACCCUCGUUCUUUUCCGACAUCAAUACGAGUACUCAAGUUCCUGUAAAGAGCACAGUGACAGCUGGUAUGCUAGCUGCAGUGUUGGCUUUAUUUAUGGAUGUUUCGGAAUUAUCGGGGAUGGUUAGUGUUGGUACUCUGCUUGCAUUCACUGUUGUUGCAAUUUCGAUCUUAAUACUCAGAUAUGCUCCUCCAGAUGAGGUGCCACUUCCAUCAUCGCUUCAACAGUUUAUUGAUUCGGUGAGAAAGCAGCUUGAUGAUGAUAGUAAGGCAAUAGAACGAAAGGAAUAUAAUGAUGACGAUAUUGUUGAGCAAAGUCCGCAUCUGUCGGAGCCUGGGGAGGCUUCAAUUCAAUUUCCACUUAUUGAAAAACAAUUCACUGCAGAUAAAAAAUGUCAACGCAAACGGAGGAAAAUUGCAGUGUGGAAUAUAGCUCUUUUCUGCAUAGGUGUUCUCAUUCUUACAUCGGCAGCUUCCGCUGAUUAUCUUCCUAGCCUUGUUCGUUUCAGCGUGGGCGCUGUUGGUGCAGCGAUUCUGUUGUGCAGUUUGAUAGUUCUUGCAUGUCUAAAACAGGACGAAGCUAGGCACAGCUUCGGGCACACAGGAGGUUUCCUCUGCCCAUUUGUUCCGUUUUUACCGGCAGCGUGUAUUCUGAUCAAUGUAUAUUUACUAAUUAGUCUGGGCGUCGGCACAUGGAUCCGUGUUUCGGUGUGGUUGAUAAUCGGGAUAUCGGUGUAUGUAUUUUAUGGAUGGAGGCACAGCUCCCUUAGGACAGCAGUGUAUGUUCCGAUGGAGUAUCUGGACCACAUUUACUGCGCAUCAUCGAGCCAUCACGUUCAAACUCUGAAUUUGGGUAGCCAUUGAUUGGCUUCAAGCAUCUGCUGGUUUUUUUUCAAACAAAGAUGAUUCUUUAACACAAUGUUCUGAACCACUGUGUAUAGUGAUGAAACAGAAUGC